CUAAUCUUCUCUGGAAACACCCAGACACACCCAGGGGCGGGGUUCACUAAUCUCCCAGGAACCUCUUAAUCCAAUCAAGUUGACAAUCAAGAUUUGCCACAGUGCUGUUGCAUAUUUAAUGAAGGGAUUAACCCAACAGGUAUUUAAGGAAUGGGUGGGCCACUCUGGGCUUUCAUAAAUCCUGUGUCUCCAUGAGCAGCUCAGCUGGGCCUCGUGGGAUCCAGGUGACUGCAGCAUGGAUGUAAACUGUCCAUUUGGCCUACUGGAAAAAGAAGCCCGGAGAAGGAGAAUUAUUCUGAACCAGAGUCAAAAGGACACUCUUCGUGCGUGCUUUGAAAAGAAUCCCAAUCCUGAUUUAGCCACCAGGGGACAUCUGGCUAAGGAACUUGGUGUCUCUGAGUCUCAAAUUAUGACUUGGUUUCAAAAGCACAGAAAAAUACAGAAACAAGUCGAGUUUGAAUGUUGCUUUGAAGAAAGCCAAGGCCAGGGACAGGAUAAACUCAAAGUUAAAGAAGCUGGCAGGAGCCGGACACACUUCACGCGAUUUCAGACUGACAUCCUAAUCGAAGCUUUUGAGAAGAAUCGGUUUCCUGGGAUUGUUACCAGGGAAAAACUGGCUCAGCAAACAGGCAUCCCAGAGUCCAGAAUUCAUAUAUGGUUUCAGAACCGCAGAGCUCGGCACCCAGACCCCAGACAGGCCACUCAAGCAAAUGGCCAACCACCCCAGACCAGCCAGUGCCCUGCCCAGAAGACUGCUGAGCAUCUUGUUCCUUCCAAAGCUCUUACUGCUAGCUGUUCAAUUAUGCCGCCUCUUUCUCCUCCCCCCACACCAUCUGCUCCUUUGGAUCUCUCUCGGGGCCGUCAGAAGCAGCUAUCAAGGACCACAGUAGUACAGCCUUUUCACGUUGUACAGCGAAGAGGUGAUGGUCAAAAUUCCUCAGUGUUUACUGGCCACUCAUCAUUGGCAAUAACUCCAGGAGAGGAGGGCUUCCACACCCAGGCUCCUUUGUGGUUCCUACGCCAAGAAAGAUGGCAAGAUCCCAGUGAGAACAGUGCCUUGGCUGUACCACCCUUAGAAGAUUCUACUCAGGCUCUGGCUGUCAAUCAACACUUUCGGGAACUGGAUCAGAAAGACCCUGCCUUUCUGCGACACUGGGACGAAUGGUUCCAAUGCAUGCUUACCGAAUGGAUGCCUGACAAAGAGUACUGGUCUCCUGAUAGAGGGGAGAUGCAUCCACGGCACCCGCGGCAGGUGCAGCCUCAGCAGCCUGCCAAUGUGUCUUCUCAGGCAGACCAAACUCCGAAGCAGUAG
Acomys russatus (golden spiny mouse) is the source of this 1312-nucleotide messenger RNA. Its product is annotated as double homeobox protein B-like. Gene Ontology annotation, molecular function: DNA binding. The record is from RefSeq and is a predicted model, not a curated record. NCBI's taxonomy places the organism in Eukaryota, Metazoa, Chordata, Mammalia, Rodentia, Muridae. The coding region runs from base 236 to 1312 and encodes 358 amino acids. The transcript is spliced from 5 exons.